AAAAGCAGGAAUAUUCCAAGACAAACUGAGGGGUGUCCAGUUGGGAGGCGUCGGUCUGGACAGUUGUGACAACGAUGUGAUGGCAGCCAACUUAGUGUCUAACCUAAACAAUGGAAUGAUGAAGGUCGCCAAAAAAACCGUACAUCUGAAUCCCGCCGACAUCUACGCCUACAUUGGCGGUGGAACGAGCGAUUCUUCGAUUUAUUUGGACCGAAUACUGCGCUCUAUGCAAAUACCCCUCGUUGGGUACGGGGCUACGACUACACAACUGAACGACAAAUAUGAAUUUCCGAAUUUCCUUCGGACGGUACCAACAGACGAUCGUCUAGCGAAGGCGAUUGUAAGUUUUCUGAAGCACUAUAAUAUUCCUUAUGUCCAGAUUGUUCAUUCUUCAGGCAGUUUUGGCGCAAAGGGUGCCGAAGUAUUUCGAGAAUAUGCGCUGGAAAACAAAAUCUGUGUGGCCCAAACUAUCCAGUUCAUAGAACAAGGAAUAUCUGUGGCUGACAGCGCCAAUAAUGUCAUGAAAACCCUGUUGAAUAAACCGCUCGCAAAUACAGUUGUCAUUUUUGCAGAAGUUCUUUAUGCCCGCGAAUUACUUAAAGUCCUCAAACGGGAACCAAUAGUCAUCCGAAAUAAUUACAAAUUCAUCGCAGCAGGACUUUGGGGUCAGAGACUCGAUGUUAUAGAGGGCGUUGAAAGCGUUGCAGCUAGUUCGGUAACUAUAGCUGUCGACGGCAUAGACAUCCAAGAAUUCGAUAAGUACCUCAAAUCCAAGAUUCCAGACAACGAGAGAGACAACCCGUGGUUCACCGAAUAUUAUGAAGGUUUAUUCGACUGUUACCUGGCAAAGCCGAAAACUAAUCUAAGAACCAAAUGUAGCAAUUCACUUAAUAGGGUGACCAAGUCUGAGAAAUACGCCCAAGAUGACAGCGUUUUGAAUGUGGUUAACAGCGUGUUCGCGGUGGCACUGGGCAUAGACAAGACGCUGAUUGAUCUCUGUGGUGUAAACUAUACGGGAGUGUGUAGUGCUUUUAAAUCCGCCAACAGAAAUUAUCAACUGUUCAACAAUAUCAAGAACGUCCAGUUUAAGGAAUUCUCCGAUGUCGUAUUUAAAUUCAACCCGGAAGGAGACGGAAACAAGGGCUACAAAUUUUUUCAGGUGCAAAAUAUUUCACCAAUACACUACGGUUACAAAGAGGUAAGUGAUUCAAGAAGCUCAAUAAUACAUCCGGCUUUGCAAAGAUCUUUGUUUUAUUUAUGGAUUUUGCGUAUAGAUAUGUAUGUCAGAAUGUGCGUAGGCAUGUGUAUGUUUGCAUGUGUGAAUAGAAGGGGUUAUAAUCCAAGCUGUGUCUUCGUGAAGCACAUCUGA
Molecule: messenger RNA, 1369 nt
Organism: Octopus bimaculoides (California two-spot octopus)
Lineage: Eukaryota; Metazoa; Mollusca; Cephalopoda; Octopoda; Octopodidae
Biological process (GO): G protein-coupled receptor signaling pathway
Cellular component (GO): membrane
Molecular function (GO): G protein-coupled receptor activity
Source: RefSeq, a predicted model, not a curated record